AUGGCGUUGGUGAAACACAGCUAUGUUGUAGCGGGGCGCUUUCCAUGUAGCCACUUAUUUUUAAAACACAAAGGCUUCGAAAUACCACGUGUCUACGCCAGCAGUUUGACUAAUGCAACAAACAGAGCCCCAACCCUGAAGGAAAGAAAGCAAGAAAUAAAAGAAGACGGACUCAACCUACAGGACUUCAUAUCAGGAGACCUAUCAGAGAAAAACAAGUGGGAGGAAUAUCGAGGAAACUUAAAGCGACAGAAAGGAGAACGACUGAGAUUACCACCAUGGCUGAAGACAGAGAUUCCCAUUGGGAAAAACUACAACAGACUGAAGAAUACUCUAAGAGAGCUGAACUUGCACACGGUAUGUGAGGAGGCCAGGUGUCCAAACAUCGGAGAGUGCUGGGGAGGUGGAGAAUACUCUACUGCCACUGCAACCAUUAUGUUAAUGGGUGAUACAUGUACUCGUGGGUGCCGGUUCUGUUCAGUGAAGACAGCACGGAAGCCGCCGCCUCUGGACCCUGAUGAGCCGUAUAACACAGCUAAAGCCAUCGCUGCCUGGGGAUUAGACUACGUGGUUCUCACGUCUGUGGACCGAGAUGACAUUCCUGAUGGUGGGGCUGAGCACUUUGCAAAGACCGUCUCUAAUCUGAAAGAAAGGAACUCCAGUAUUUUGGUGGAGUGUCUGACGCCCGAUUUCCGUGGGGAUCUAUCGGCCGUGGAGAAGAUUGCACUGUCAGGACUGGAUGUUUAUGCCCAUAACGUGGAAACAGUCAGGGAACUGCAGAGGUAUGUGCGUGACCCGCGGGCUAAUUUUGACCAGUCUCUGAGUGUUCUUCGGCACGCUAAAUCUGUGAAGCAGAGUCUCCUCACUAAAACAUCCAUCAUGCUUGGCCUUGGAGAGACUGACGCACAGAUACACUCUUGCAUGAAAGAGCUGAGGGACGCUGGCGUCGACUGCUUAACUCUGGGGCAGUACAUGCAACCAACAAAACGGCAUCUGAAAGUGGAGGAGUAUGUAACCCCUGAGAAGUUUGCGCACUGGGAGAAGGUAGGGCAGGAGAUGGGCUUUGUCUACACAGCCAGCGGACCGUUAGUGCGCUCGUCCUACAAAGCAGGUGAAUUCUUCCUGAAGAACCUUCUAGACAAAAGGAAGGCAGCAGCAGCAGCAACAGCGACAGAGUAACAUCAACACCGACGUCAAACCCGCCGACACGGAAACCUCUCUCUCUUUUAAUCUCCAAAUUUCUCUUUUUUUUUUUUUUUUCUGAAACAGCUUUAGGCUUCAGUCUGCUUUGGCCAGAGUAGAUUUUGAACAUGUCGCAAUCAAAGUAUUUCACACAGGGUUCGGUUCUCGGCAUUCACUGCAAAGUAUGUACUUUUUAGCCACACCUCAGAGAACUCUGGUUCUGCUGUUACACAUACAGUCACACCUGUAAGUUAAAGUCAAGCCAUGUAUCGUAAAACAUGUACCAUAUCAAUCGUACAGAAAAGGCGUCUGUAUACCAGGUAACAGUCGCCGACUGCUGUAGUGGAGAGUGUGUGAGAGAGAGGAAAUAUGUCAAACAGAAGUUGUUUGUCUACUUGUAACAUGCAGAAAUAAACCAGUUGUGUAUAAUUUAUCUAACCUAUAGAUUAUUUGUUAAAAUGUCUAAUAAAAUUCUUCACG
Chanos chanos (milkfish) is the source of this 1662-nucleotide messenger RNA. RefSeq names its product lipoic acid synthetase (gene lias). Lineage: Eukaryota; Metazoa; Chordata; Actinopteri; Gonorynchiformes; Chanidae. Gene Ontology annotation, cellular component: mitochondrion. The transcript has 11 exons. Gene Ontology annotation, molecular function: lipoate synthase activity; 4 iron, 4 sulfur cluster binding. The record is from RefSeq and is a predicted model, not a curated record. Gene Ontology annotation, biological process: lipoate biosynthetic process. Bases 1 to 1179 code for a protein of 392 amino acids.